AUGCAUUACGAAAUUUAUUAAUUAUCUCCUUAUGUUAACUUCUGUCCUUUAGAAAAUAAUAAGGAAAUUAGAAAUGGAGCAGAAUAAGAAUAUAAUAUUAGGGGGAAAAUGGGAUUUGAUAAAGAUACUGACUUGGUUUAAAUUCAAGAUAGUUUUUUUAAAUGUUUAGAAACUCCUUUAAAUUCAUUUAUUUCUCCACAUCACUCUAUUAGAAGUUAUUUUUAAUAUAGAAAUUAUGUGGAAGGAGAUUAUGAAUUUUAUUUAUAACAUGAAAAAUUAAACUUAAUUGAUAAUUUAGAUCCUUCUUUAAUAUUAGAAUAUAAUCUUUUGAAAAACGACUUCAUAGAUAAAACUCCAGGAUAUUAUUCAAGAAUACCUUUAAAUGAUUAUCAAACUGAAAUGCAAUAUUAUUUAAAUAAUAAUAUAAAUUUACCAAACGACUGUGGAUUUAUUUAAAAUAUUGAUUAAUAUUGUCCUUAAAAAAUUAUUGAGAUAGAAAUAGAUGAUUAAAUAACUGAUGAUGAUAGUGAUGGGGAAGAAUCUCCAAUUAUAGAAGUAAUAUUUUUUUAAGAAAUAUAAAUUUAUUUAAAUAAAAAAAGGUUUAAAAAAUAGAUAUUUUUUUAUAAGAAAUUGAAUAAGGCGAUAAAAAUAUAGAAAUAAUGA
Molecule: messenger RNA, 663 nt
Organism: Ichthyophthirius multifiliis
Lineage: Eukaryota; Ciliophora; Oligohymenophorea; Hymenostomatida
Exons: 4
Source: RefSeq, a predicted model, not a curated record